AUGGCGCAACAACUGCCUGUGAUAACCCCGGCGAGUUUAAAGAGCACCAAGAUGAGGGGCUCGCGACUCCUCAUCAUCCUGCAACUGGUCUACAUAACCAACUGCAUGGACCAGCUGCACAUCGUGUACGAGUGGAAACAGCUGGACUUCCAGUUCCCGACGCCCGAGGAUCGACAGCAGGCGGUGGAGAGCGGCGCCUUCGUGCCGGAGAACUGCAUGCCGAUGGGGGUGGAGGUAUAUGACGGGAGGCUGUUCAUCACCGUGCCUAGGUGGCGCUCUGGUGUACCGGCUAGCCUGGCCUACAUCAACCUAAAAGAUAACUCGACGAUGUCCCCGAAGCUGAUGCCGUACCCGAAUUGGGCGGCGCACACUCCAGGCGCUGAUGGCAAGUCCGAGAUCGUCUCACCGUUCAGGGUGCGCGCAGACCGCUGCGGCCGCCUGUGGGUCUUGGACAGCGGGAAGACCGACAGCCUGGGCAACGGCACCGUGAAAUACCCACCGGCGCUGCUGAUCUACGACCUGAAGACUGACCGGCUGCUCAGAACUUACGUCCUACCCAAGGAGCAGGUGAAAGAGGACUCGGGUUUCGCGACGAUAGCGGUGGAGGACCGCGACUGCGAAGACACCUACGUCUACUCCGGCGACGUAGGGAAGGCCGGCGUCGUGGUCUACUCGUGGGCGAAGAACAGCAGCUGGCGCAUCAGCCACCACUACUUCCACCCGGACCCGCUCGCGUGCGACUUCAGCGUGAAGGGGCACAACUUCAGCUGGACCGACGCAAUCUUUGGCCUGGGGCUCUCCGGACCAAACGCAGACAACUACAGCACGCUCUACUUCCACCCGAUGGCCAGCUACAACGAGUUCUCUGUGUCCACCGAGUACUUGAGGAACCAGUCGGUGGCCGAUGGCAACUUCGACGCGUUCAAGCUGCUCGGCAGCAGAGGUCCCAAUGCCCAGUCAAGCGUUUCCUUCGUCGACCCCAAGACGGGGGUCCUGUUCUACUCCCUGGUCAACCUGAACGCGGUCGCCUGCUGGAGGACGACCAACAAGGCCUACGACAUGAAGAACCAGGGCCGCAUCUACAUGAACGACGAGACGAUGGUGUAUCCGACCGACAUCAAAGUGGACUACGACAACAACCUAUGGGUCCUCUCGAACCGCAUGCCGGUCUGGAUGUACGGCAAGCUGGACCCCAACGAGGUUAACUACAGGGUGUUCUCCGCGCCCGUUCUGGACGCGAUCAGCCACACGGCCUGCGACGUCACUCCCAGGUCGGACAUCCUCGACAAGUUCGUCAAUAAGAUAAAGAACGUCACCAACAAAAUCGCCACGAAAAUCAACCCCAACUCUGCCGCUGAAAAGGAACUGAGGACGUUUAAGGCGAAAUGUUUCCGAUGCUUGAGGGGCCCAAAUCUGAUGAAGACCCUGGUGGUUGCUGGGUGCGUCGCUAUCGUCGUCCAACAGAUAAGCGUCUGCGUGAACAAACUGAUAGAUAUACCGAUAACUACUUACACCCAUUUCGACUUCAACAAGACCGUGCUGUAUCCCAGCGUGACCUUCUGCCGUGAGCCGCCGUACAAAUACGAAGAGCUGUUGGACUACGGGCUCUACUCACACCCUCGGUACACAUCCGCCUGGAUCAACUUCAACUUCUCGGCGGUGAGCUUGGACCGUCUGUGGCAGGAGACCACGUACGACGAAAGCGAGUUCUUCGUUCAAUACGGCCUUGAGGGAUCGGCGGACAACGUCGCGAUAACAUCGACCCUGGGCUUCGUCACGGGCCGUUGUUUCACGCUCUCCCCGAAGAUCCUGAGCGGCCACGCCUCGAAGGCCUCUGGUUACUCCAUCACCUUGCAGCACCGCGCCCUGGACGUAUCCACCAGCACCAGCAUAUACCCGCCAGGGUAUCACGUCUUUGUUCACUACACGCGGGAGCCGUAUACCGAAGUGGAAGUAUACAAUGGAGGCUUGGUGGACUAUAUGUACAUCAACACAGGCGAAACAAUAGACGCGAAACUGACAGUCGAUGAAUACGUCAAGAUAUCCAAAGAAGAUGACCCUUGCACCUACCUUAGCGAUUACAGCGCGAACGACUGCACGACUCAGUUCGUCUGGGAUCGGGUUGGCAACCAGGUUGGCUGUUCAGGGCCUUGGAUGCGAAGCAGCCUGCCGCGUUGCAACAACUACACAGCUAUAAGAAACCUCAUAUCGGCAUAUAUGAACACGUACAACAACCACGGCUGCGAUAUGUGCCCGAGGUUUUGCCGAUCCUACCUUUACAACGUUUUCGUGACGGACAGACAAAGUUUUUACGCGUGGGACGCUUCGAUAAACCUGUGGCAUUUUAAAACCGACAGUGUAACCCUGCAGUCCCAGAACGGCUGGCAAUUGUUGCAGCUGUUCAUCCAUUUCAACAGCAUGAUGGUCUCCGUUUACGAGGAGCGUUACAACUAUGACUGGAACCUGUUCGUCUCGGACCUGGGUGGGAGCAUCGGUUUCCUCCUGGGUCUAUCCGUCAUCAGCGUCAUGUCGAUCCUGGGGAGCGUUUGGUUUGAGAUCAUCAAGCCACUGAUUGUAAAGAAGAAGGUCAGAAAGGAUAUCAUGAGCGUGACAGGUUCCACCAGCACCACCGACGUGGCAAUUAUAUACAAGGACCAUAAACUGUAUGAAGACGAUUUCGGCAAAGUUAGCGCUAGGAAAUUGACGAUUUCCGACCGCCAGUUCUCAAAUGGUCCCCAACGAUGCAUGGAAUGCACGAGCGCUCCAAGUGUGGAAUAUAAUGUUGGAGAG
Molecule: messenger RNA, 2790 nt
Organism: Iphiclides podalirius (scarce swallowtail)
Lineage: Eukaryota; Metazoa; Arthropoda; Insecta; Lepidoptera; Papilionidae
Source: the annotation of a GenBank genome assembly